Lachnellula hyalina is the source of this 1452-nucleotide messenger RNA. Its product is annotated as MFS transporter. Bases 1 to 1452 code for a protein of 483 amino acids. The transcript has 4 exons. Lineage: Eukaryota; Fungi; Ascomycota; Leotiomycetes; Helotiales; Lachnaceae. Gene Ontology annotation, molecular function: transmembrane transporter activity. The record is from RefSeq and is a predicted model, not a curated record. Gene Ontology annotation, biological process: transmembrane transport.
AUGCCUGGCGCAGAAUGCGAAACAUCGCCACUUCUACGAGACCAGGAACAUGGGGAUUCUGCCUAUGAUGAAAGACAAGAGGUAGUCCUUUCCACAAAAGAUAGAUCACAUCCGCGAGAUUGGCCGGAAUGGAAGAAAUUAUCCAAUAUCGCGGUGAUUGCAAGCAUGUCCAUUCUUAGCCCGUUGGCCAGCAGUAUUUUCACUCCUGGAAUAGACCGGAUUGCCAAGUCCCUUCAUGCCACCAAUAGCGCUGUCAUUGGAUGUCAAACAGGAUUUGUUAUUAUGAUUGGUGUUGGCCCUUGCCUUCUUGCACCGCUGUCGGAGACUUUUGGUCGUAAGCCCUUGUACCUAAUCUGCUUUACUAUUUUUGCGCUUCUUCAGAUACCUACCGCACUAGCACCCAAUUUACCGCUUCUCAUUACCGCUCGUACUUUGGCGGGCUUCUUUGGAAGUGUUGGCAUUGCGAAUGGAGGAGGAACAAUCAGUGAUAUGUAUGAACCCACUGAACGUGCUGGUAUCUUUGGGUGGUAUCUAUUAGGCCCCUUACUAGGACCGACUAUUGGACCUUUGCUCGGUGGAGUCAUUAUGGAAAACUUGGAAUGGCCGUGGCUCUUUUGGAUCCUCUUCAUAAUCUGCAGCGUCGUAGUCGCUGGUGCACUCUUUUUUCUCAGAGAGACUUACGUUCCAGUGCUUCUAGCCCAACGCAAAAAACAGCUCGAAAGAACAGAGGGUGGCAAUUACUUCUUCCAGGAUGAAAGUGAGGAACCGCUUUCCACCAGACUUGUCCACUCUGUUCAACGCCCCAUACGUAUCCUGUUCACUCAACCCAUCGUCAUCGCUAUGGCUACCUACCAAGCGCUCAUAUUUGCCACAACAUACAGUCUCUACACCCAGUUUCAAGCCAUAUACGGCGAGAAGUAUGGCUUCAACACUCUCCAGGUCGGACUUGUAUAUCUUGGCCCUGGCCUAGGAUUCCUGACGGCGGUCUGGUUUCUCGUUCCUAGCAUUGAUACUGUUUACAACAGACUAGCAAAGAAGCACGGAGGGGCGAAACCAGAAUACCGUCUCCCACUCGCCAACAUCGGUGCUGUUCUGAUACCCAUCUCGCUCUUCUGCUUCGCCUGGGCUGUCGAACUUCACACCCAUUGGUUCGUUUCUAUCGCUGCUACGUACUUCUACGGAAUCGGUCAAGUCGUAAUUUUCAAUUCAUUGCAAAAUUAUUAUAUCGAUACAUUUGAGAAGUAUGCAGCGAGCGCUGUGGCGGCUGGAGCACUGUUUAGGAGUCUCGUUGGUGGUGUGGUGCCGAUGUUCACUCCCAUGCUGUUGGAAAAAUACGGAGUCGGAUGGGGUAUAAGCUUGUUCGCAUUUAUUGGUGUCUUACUAGCUCCGAUCCCAGUAGUGUUCUGGUAUUAUGGAGAGUUUUUGAGAGAAAGAUUUGCUAUUGUCCUUUAG